GCAGGGCGGGGAGAGACGGCGGCCCCCGGCGCCCGGCCCCGAACCUGUCAGACUAGGGGAGCCGGCCUGGAGCUGCGGGCGCGGCAGGGGCGAGGACUGCCCCACUCCCCGCGCUGCCCCGGCCCGAGCUGUGCGAGUCGGCCCCGCCGAGCCGGCCGGGGGCGGGGAGAUGAGCGGCGGCCCCGCGGCAGCGCCCCAGGAUGGGGAGGGACGCGCGGCGGUGCCAUCGGGAACUGGCGCUCCGGUGAAGUAGGAGCCGCCGGCCGGCCGCCUGCACCGAGCCUUCCCGUGCCGCGGCGGCUCAGCCUCUGCCAUGGCCGGAUCCGGCGCGUGGAAGCGCCUCAAAUCUCUGCUAAGGAAGGAUGAUGCGCCGCUGUUUUUAAAUGACACCAGCGCCUUUGACUUCUCGGACGAGGUGGGGGACGAGGGGCUUUCUCGGUUUAACAAACUUCGAGUUGUGGUGGCCGAUGAUGGUUCUGAAAUCCCAGAAAGGCCUAUUAACGGGGCGCACCCGGCCCUGCAGGCCGACGACGAUUCCUUGCUGGACCAGGACUUAGCUUUGACCAACAGUCAGCUGAGUUUGAAGGUGGACCCCUGUGACAACUGCAGCAGACAGCGAGAGUUACUGAAGCAGAGAAAGGUGAAAACCAGAUUGACCAUUGCUGCCGUUCUUUACUUGCUUUUCAUGAUUGGAGAACUUGUAGGUGGAUACAUUGCAAACAGCCUCGCAAUCAUGACAGAUGCACUUCAUAUGUUAACUGACCUAAGCGCUAUCAUACUGACCCUGCUUGCUUUGUGGCUAUCUUCAAAAUCACCAACCAAAAGAUUCACCUUUGGAUUCCAUCGCUUAGAGGUUUUAUCAGCUAUGAUUAGUGUGCUGUUGGUGUAUAUACUUAUGGGAUUCCUCCUAUAUGAAGCUGUCCAAAGAACUAUCCAUAUGAAAUACGAAAUAAAUGGAGAUAUAAUGCUCAUCACUGCAGCAGUUGGAGUUGCUGUUAAUGUAAUAAUGGGGUUUCUGUUGAACCAGUCUGGUCACCACUCCCAUUCCCACUCCCUGCCUUCAAAUUCUCCUACCACAGGUUCUGGCUGUCGACACGACCACGGGCAGGACAGCCUGGCAGUGAGAGCUGCAUUUGUACAUGCCGUGGGGGACUUGGUACAGAGUGUUGGUGUACUAAUAGCUGCAUACAUCAUAAGAUUCAAGCCAGAAUACAAGAUUGCUGAUCCCAUCUGUACAUAUGUAUUUUCAUUACUUGUGGCUUUUACAACAUUUCGCAUCAUACGGGACACAAUAGUUAUAAUACUAGAAGGUGUACCAAGCCAUUUGAACGUAGACUAUAUCAAAGAUGCCUUGAUGAAAAUAGAAGAUGUAUAUUCCGUGGAAGAUUUAAAUAUCUGGUCUCUUACUUCAGGAAAACCUACUGCCAUCGUACACAUACAGCUAAUUCCUGGAAGUUCAUCUAAAUGGGAGGAAGUACAGUCCAAAGCAAAGCAUGUAUUAUUGAACACAUUUGGCAUGUAUAAAUGUACUGUUCAGCUUCAGAGUUACAGGCAAGAAGUGGACAGAACUUGUGCACGUUGUCAGAGUUCCAGUCCUUAACUUGAUACGUUUUGGGGACUACUGCCUUAUUCAUCCUGCAGUCACAGAGCUGAGGGCAGUAAAUGCGCACAUCUGCCUGAGGAACUGGACUCCCUACCAGCUGUGUCAACAUCAAGCAGGGUCCGUCAGAACAGUCACUCCAGCCGGACAGCCCUAGUUUCUGUUUAAUGGUAAAAUGAGACUUCACCCUGAUUGUCAGAUGAAGGUGUUCCCAAAACACUAUUCACAGAGUAAGAUGUGACUCCACGGAUACCUCAAAGAAGACAAUCCAAGACCACACUGCAUUAAUUAUGACAGAGUACAUGUCUUAAAGGAAGCAUCAAGAAUUCAGUAUUUGCAUUUAAAAAUCCUUUUUAAAGACCAUUUUUUAUCGAGCCAGUGCUGGAAAACUGAAUUUUUUUUUAUUAUGUAAUCUUGACAUCCGGCUUCUGGAAUUUGACACCCAGCUCUCUUUUUACAGAAAUUAUUUCUCAGCAGAUUUCAGAGAGUACUAGACAUUAUCCAGAGAGUGGAAUAAGCAUGUAUUCCCACGUU
Molecule: messenger RNA, 2134 nt
Organism: Odobenus rosmarus divergens (Pacific walrus)
Lineage: Eukaryota; Metazoa; Chordata; Mammalia; Carnivora; Odobenidae
Gene: SLC30A4
Product: solute carrier family 30 (zinc transporter), member 4
Exons: 8
Coding region: 314-1600 (428 amino acids)
Biological process (GO): response to zinc ion; zinc ion transmembrane transport
Cellular component (GO): plasma membrane
Molecular function (GO): zinc ion transmembrane transporter activity
Source: RefSeq, a predicted model, not a curated record